Molecule: messenger RNA, 1358 nt
Organism: Misgurnus anguillicaudatus (oriental weatherfish)
Lineage: Eukaryota; Metazoa; Chordata; Actinopteri; Cypriniformes; Cobitidae
Gene: hrh2b
Product: histamine receptor H2b
Biological process (GO): positive regulation of MAPK cascade; adenylate cyclase-activating adrenergic receptor signaling pathway
Cellular component (GO): plasma membrane
Molecular function (GO): G protein-coupled receptor activity
Source: RefSeq, a predicted model, not a curated record
UUUCUGUUGUAGGUAUGAACCUCGAUGGAAAACAGGAGGUGAUCAAAGGUGUUAGACAUUUUGUCCAUCAAAACACAAUUUCCAAUGAAACGGCUUUUAAAUGGCUCCCUUAAAUAUUUAAGAAGAACAGAUGAGGCGUGGAUUCAUUACUGGACUAGUUUGGAUAACACCGUUAAAGUAGGAAGACAAAGCUAUUCAUUAAAAAACAUGAUGUCCACCGUCCUGCGCUGGGUGGUCCUGGUAACCUUCAUCGCUCUGACCAUUUGCGGAAACGUUCUGGUUUGCCUGGCCGUGGCCACCAGCCGGCAUCUCCGCAAAAUCAAUAACUGCUUCAUAGUAUCACUUGCCGUGGCAGACUUGCUGUUGGCCUUGCUGGUAUUGCCAUUUUCAGCCAUGUUGGAGUUACGCAAUGGGAGAUGGCCUUUAGGGGGAGUGCUUUGUAACAUUUACAUCUCACUAGAUGUGAUGCUGUGCACAGCCUCCAUUCUAACACUACUGGCCAUUAGUGUCGACCGUUAUUUAGCAAUCUCAAGGCCACUCUGUUAUCCCAUGAGAGUCACGCCAACGCGUGUGGCCAUCACCCUGACAGGGAUCUGGGUGUGCUCUCUGGCUGUGUCUUUUCUACCCAAUAACCUAGGCUGGAACACACCUGACUUCAGAGUGCACAACCUGAACUGGCAUAUGUGGGAUGAGGGAGACGAAGGCAGGAUCUGCCGCUAUGAAUGGAAUAAUAAAUGUGUGCUGCUGUUCUCCAUUGGCGUCUUCUACCUCCCUCUACUGGUCAUGUGUGGAGUUUAUUAUCGGAUAUUCUCCGUUGCACGUGAGCAGGUGUGCCGUAUCCGUGCAGCCACUCCAUCCUGUGCUCAGUCUGCAUCUGCUUCAGUUCGGGAACACAAAGCCACAGUGACCCUGGCGGCUGUGCUUGGUGCAUUUGUCCUUUGCUGGUUCCCCUAUUUUACCUACUUUACAUACUUAGGCAUGUGGACGGACACAAAACCAUCCCAGGUGACCCACUCUGUUGUUCUUUGGAUGGGAUAUCUUAACUCUGCGUUGAACCCUAUUCUGUACCCAGCACUAAACCGCGAUUUCCGUCAGGCAUAUGGACAGCUGCUUCAAUGCAGACAAGCUAAUAAAGGAAAAGCCUCCUGUUUUAUCCCCUUUCAAAUCAAACAGACUUUCGUGUCUAAACAGCAGCAGAAUGACCAGAAACAAAGCGAUCCAACUGAACAGUCUCAUCUUACAUUUUAAGAAAAUGGGGAAAAAAUGCAGCAUUUUUUGUAGUGCCGGCCGGUGACUUCUUUUUUCGAGGGCGCUCGAUGCGAAGUUCGUCACAACAUGUAUGUAGCCCGUCAUGUGUG